AUGUCUUUUGGGAGAUAUCCAGAAACCGGAAAUACAACGUUCGUGGUGUGGGGAUGUGUCUACGACCAACGGUACAUAGAAACUGUGCUCAAAAUACUUAAAUACCAACGUGCUCGUGCCAGCCGGGACAACGCUGCACCUUACAGGUCACAGGACACAUACUUCACAGUGAUAACAACAACAAAGUACGACUCGGCACUGUGGCAACAUUCAACUCGUAUUGUAGUUGUAGUGACCCGUCCACACGACGAUCGCGCGGGUUGA
Molecule: messenger RNA, 264 nt
Organism: Macrosiphum euphorbiae (potato aphid)
Lineage: Eukaryota; Metazoa; Arthropoda; Insecta; Hemiptera; Aphididae
Source: the annotation of a GenBank genome assembly